CAGUUAUAUCUGAACUAAUUACUACAAAGCAUAUUUUUUGUCAUAAUAAGGAUUCAGUUUGAUCUAUUGUGUGCUUUUCAGUUUUUAAAGGUAUUUUCUUCGAGAUCAUGCCAGAGGGGAAUCAAAGCAGAGUAACUGAAUUCAUAUUAACUGGAUUUCCUGGACUCCAUCCACAAUAUUACGGUCUCACUUCUGCUGUAUUAUUUUUAGUCUAUGUGGUAACUGUGAAAGCAAAUGCUGCAGUUUUUUUCUUAUUUGCAUCCAACAAGAGUCUUCACAAACCGGUGUACUACAUCAUUUUAAAUGUGUCUGCCUGCGACCUUCUCUUUAGCACAACAACUUUACCUAAAAUCAUCAGCAGAUACUGGUUUCAAUCAGGGAGCAUUUCUUUUACUGCUUGUUUUGUCCAGAUGUACCUUGUUCACUAUUUGGGUUCAGUAAACUCUUUUAUAUUUUCACUGAUGGCUUUUGAUAGGUACUGUGCCGUCUGUCAUCCACUCCGAUAUACAGCUAUUGUUACAAAAUUCACAAUCCAUAUCCUCAGUGUGACUUCAUGGAUUAUUACUAUUCCAAUCCCUUUAAUGAUGGUGAUUAGAGCAUACCCUCUUCCUUACUGUGCAUCAAACAUAAUCAAUCACUGUUACUGUGAUCAUAUUGGAAUAACAGUUCUGGCCUGCACAGACAGAAACCUUUAUUCUUUUCCAGCUUUUGUGGGUGCAAUGAUUACACUGUUAGGACCUCUGACCUUUAUACUUUUCUCAUACUGCUCAAUAUUUAUAGAAAUAAGUAAGGUAACAAAUUUGGGAAACUUUGGAAAGUCUCUGUCAACAUGUAGUACCCAGCUGAUAAUAAUCUCACUUUACUAUGUACCUCGAUGUUUUGUGUAUUUUGCUAGUCAAGUGGGGAUUAAUUUUAGUGCUGGUCUACGAAUAGUAAUCAUAAUGCUUUAUAGCCUUGUCCCUCCAAUGAUAAACCCACUCAUAUAUUGCCUAAGAGCUAAAGACAUCAGAGAGUGUUUGAUGAAACAGUUCUACUUAGAAAAGUCCAGGUUUCAGCAAUUCACAUUGAACAGACCAGUGCAUUAAUUAUAAGUGGUAUCCUUAUCUUCGUUUAUUACAAUAUCAUGUUAAAAGCACCAUCUCAAUUAUCCAUGGAUUUAAAAAAAAUAAAUAAAAUGAGAACAAUAUCAGCAAACAGUGGCUUGUUUCGUAGUUUCUUUCCAGCAUGCUGAUUUGAUAGAUCGCAUUACUCACAUACUU
This is a messenger RNA of Xiphophorus hellerii (green swordtail), 1259 nucleotides long. Its product is annotated as olfactory receptor 6B1-like. Bases 108 to 1085 code for a protein of 325 amino acids. Gene Ontology annotation, cellular component: membrane. Gene Ontology annotation, biological process: G protein-coupled receptor signaling pathway. The record is from RefSeq and is a predicted model, not a curated record. Gene Ontology annotation, molecular function: olfactory receptor activity; G protein-coupled receptor activity. NCBI's taxonomy places the organism in Eukaryota, Metazoa, Chordata, Actinopteri, Cyprinodontiformes, Poeciliidae. The transcript has a single exon.